Messenger RNA from Trematomus bernacchii (emerald rockcod), 2208 nucleotides. RefSeq names its product perforin-1-like. The transcript has 11 exons. Lineage: Eukaryota; Metazoa; Chordata; Actinopteri; Perciformes; Nototheniidae. The coding region runs from base 139 to 1767 and encodes 542 amino acids. The record is from RefSeq and is a predicted model, not a curated record.
ACACCCUCUCCUCCUCUCCAUCUUCUGCUGCAGAAGUAUUUCAGAAACCCUGCUGAAGAUCCAACAGAACUCAGAUACUCAAGGUAUAGGACCCAAUUGCACGACCCAGGAGACAGAGUGUCUCUUUGGACUCCAGCCAUGCUCUCCUUUCCAACCCCACCCCUCCUCCACCUGAGUGUCCUGCUCUUUCUGUCGUCCUCUGUUCUCUCCUGUCAGACUGGGACUAAGAGCCAGUGUCAGGCGGCCCCCUUCGUCCCGGGACAUAACCUGGUGGGGGAGGGCUUCGAUGUGGUGACCCUGAGGCGAAAAGGAGCCUACGUGGUGGACGUGAAGACCUACAUGACCCCCGCUGGCACCUGUAAACUCUGCAGAAACCCCAAUCAAGGCAACAUACUGCAGAAACUGCCGGUCUCUGCAGUGGACUGGCGAGCGUUCAGCCGCUGCAAAACGUUUCUCUUCAGCAGUGUACACAACUCUGUCAGCUCCCUGCUCAGCACUUUCACCUCCCAGGACAGUUCAGACUGGAAGGAUGGACUAACUUUUAGGGACUCCAGUCUGGAGGUGGGGGGAACACAAUCCAGCGCGUACAGCUUUGCUACAGCCCGGAUCCGAGAGGACCGCUCCGCCUUCAGCACCCACCGGGCCUCCUGUCGCCAUUACAGUUACCGCUUGACGAGCAAUCCGCCCCUCAGCACUGAGUUUAGCAAGGAUUUAGCGAAUUUGCCAAGUUCAUACAGCCCCUCCACAAAGACCCAGUACAGACAUCUCAUAAGCAUCUACGGCACGCAUUAUAUCCGCCUGGUCAAUCUUGGGGGACGUGUCAGGCGAGUCACGGCUUCACGAACCUGCUUGUCCAGUUUGAAUGGCAUGUCAUCGAACCAGGUGCACUCUUGCUUAUCAACGGGUCUAAAUGUAGGCCUGGGGAAAGUCAAACUGUCUGCUAGUUCUACGUCAUGCAGCAAAGUGCUGCAGAACCAGGACGUCUCCGCUUCGUUCAGCUCUGGUCUCCACCAACACUAUACAGAGGUGAUAGGAGGCAAGGGUUGGACCGGUGAGUUUUCUCUCACCCAUAACAACUCCCUGGGCUUCCUAAAUUGGCUGAAAACUCUCAAAGAUCACCCUGAUGUUGUUUGGUAUUCCCUGAGACCACUGUACCAGCUGGUGUCGGACACUUCACGAAGGACAGGAUUGAAGGCCGCCAUAGAGGACUACUUGAAAGACAACGGCAUCAAGAAGUCAGUCAGUCCACCAACGUGCCGCAGCGUCCCAAACCUAGAUUCCAACUGCUGUCCCAAACAGACCGGGAGGGGAAACUUGGUGGUGACCAUCGUCCGAGCCUGGAAUCUGAAAGGAGAUUGGUGGGGCAGAACUGAAUCGUACGCUAAAAUGUGGUACGGUUCCUUUUACCGCAGGACUCGUAUAAUAGGGUCAAACAACCCUCGCUGGAACGCUCGCUACUCUCUGGGAAAUGUGGACACACAUUUGGGUCUGAAGAUUCAGGUCUGGGAUGAAGACUGGGGCAGGGACGACCUUCUGGGGUCAUGUGUGAAGACCCUGAACCAAGGCAAUCACAGAUUCACCUGCUACGCCAAGAGAGGCGGCGUUGAGGUGGUCUACAGUCUGACCUGCGACCGCCACCUGACUGGAGACAGGUGUGACCGCUACAAACCCUCUCCACAGUUGCCCAGCAAGACACCCAAGCCAAGGCCCAGGCCCAGGCCCAGGCCAGAAAAGCUGCACACAUAUCCGGAUGGCACGGUUCCUUAAAUCAGAAUCAGAAUCGGUGUUAUUACAGGUUUCCACUAUAGAUAAUUGGCUUGCUUGUCUUAAAUCAAGUUUGUUUUUUAAAUCUGUUGAUUACUUUGUUUAGAUGCAAUGAAACAUAGUCACUUGGGUUACAUACUAUUCAGUUCCCUGGUUUAAAUACUUACAUAUUUGUUGUCUAUAUUAAUUCGAGGUAUGGAUAUGUUUAGGUUAGGGUUUGACUUUUAAAUGAAUGUUCAGUAUUGUAUGUGUUUCUCAAUUUUAAUGUUGUUUUGGUUUAGUGUGAAGAGACUUUUCAAUCAACUUGGAAGAUAAAGUUGUUUUGUUGUAACCUGUUUAAUACCAUUUUGAAUUUUGGUGGUGGGGCCACAUUUAAAUAAAGAUAUAUAUAGUGAUACUUUUUUUGUGCUGUCAUCCUCGUAUCAAUAAAGAUUGUUCAAAAAG